AUGGCUAGCUCAUAUACCAUGUCUCUUAUGGAGAUGGCCCGCGAGAGGUUCGAGUUUUCGUACCCCAAGUCAUUCAUUUUUCAAAACAAAGACGCCCACAAGGAGGGUGAUCAUGAUAUUCAUGUGGAUGUUGUCGAGUUAAAUUCUGCGUCCAAAUACCACUUUGACAUGCUGUCAAUUUACGCCAACGAGUCUGUCAUUUUCAACUACAAUGCAGGAACAAACCCACCACUGGACUUCGACCCUGAGCUAGACUUCGACUCUGAGCUGGACUUUGACCCUCAACUGGACUCUGACGCUGUAGACGCAGACUCUACAGACUCCGACUCUCAAGUCGACUUCGACCCUCAAAUGGGCUUCGACUCUCGAGUGCCCUCCGGCACUGAAGUGGACUCCGACUCUCAAGUAAACUCCAACCAGCAACUGAACAUCAAUUCCGAUCCUUCUGAGGUUACUUCAAUUUUUCACAUGUACAAUAAGUUGCCUCGGGAUCUGGAGCACUUAUUAAACAAGACCAUCAUCUCAGCACAUAAACCACAACGGGUGGUACUCAGCGGUUCUUCUAUGAAGCCUGUUUCAAAUAUAUACAGACGUUCCCAUGCAACUGGAAAAUGUCCAGCUCACCCACCUGGUGACCCCAACUGCCCUGGAGCAUCCCUAUCUAAAGUCCCUGCUUUGCUUCUCGCAAACAAGUCGGCGUAUGCGGAUUUCAAGUCGUGCGGCUAUAUCAAACUGAAACUGAACGAAGAUAGCAAGUAUUCCCCUAUCUUCAACGUCUGUAACGACCUUUUCUACCUCCAUAGAAGAUGCUCUAGUGAAUGGUCCGCCGCCAGUCUCUUUGAAGCUUUCUCUCGAGCCAAAGCCGUCGAUAAGGUCCGCUCACUUGCUCUUUCAGUAAACCAUUUUGACUUCCCGCAAGUCUUGCUUUCUCUCCCACAAUAUCCCAAUCUAGAGUUGGUCUUGAUCGUUCUUGAUGAUGAUCCUUACACGACCGAAAGCCAUGAAGCUCGAAGGAAAAACCUAACGAAAGCAAGAAAAAGGGCAAGAAAGCACUUUCAACGACCAUGGAAAACCAAAUUCCAAGUUCUCCAUCCAAAUAAUGUCAUGACAGAUAAAUAUCCUGUUCUGAAAGCUUAUAAUCUUCCACAGUCUGUAGACGUAUUGGGCCGAUUUCGCUCCGCACCUCCCAACCCUUUACCUAUCGAAAUGUCAGAUUUUAGGGGUCUUAUCAAGCUGAAUGAUUAUUCUAUAGCUUAUUACACAGAAAUGAAGACUUAUGAGGGCUUGGUGGAGACCAUGAAACGGAAGGUCAAUGGUCGUCGCGUCAACGACAACGUCAGUCACUGCAGCUAG
Glarea lozoyensis ATCC 20868 is the source of this 1353-nucleotide messenger RNA. RefSeq lists its product as uncharacterized. The record is from RefSeq and is a predicted model, not a curated record. The transcript has 3 exons. NCBI's taxonomy places the organism in Eukaryota, Fungi, Ascomycota, Leotiomycetes, Helotiales, Helotiaceae. Bases 1 to 1353 code for a protein of 450 amino acids.